Molecule: messenger RNA, 5951 nt
Organism: Passer montanus (Eurasian tree sparrow)
Lineage: Eukaryota; Metazoa; Chordata; Aves; Passeriformes; Passeridae
Product: lysozyme g-like
Exons: 7
Coding region: 4374-4976 (200 amino acids)
Biological process (GO): peptidoglycan catabolic process; defense response to Gram-positive bacterium
Cellular component (GO): extracellular region
Molecular function (GO): lysozyme activity
Source: RefSeq, a predicted model, not a curated record
GACCUCUUCCUUCAUCAGGCUUGUAACAUGACCACACAUACUCUAAUGCUGAUGUAAGGAGUUUGCAGGAAUGUGUGGCUUGGGUAGAAUGAGGCUCAGGGAAUUGCCUGGGUUGCAAGGGACCCUAGAAAUCAUCAGUUCCAAUGCCCCUGCCGUGGACAUGGGUAACAAGGGAAGUUGAGACUGUUCAUACUAUAAAUUCAGAUUUAUUUUGAAAGUAGCAAUCUCACAGAUUUGCUCCUUCAAGUCCUUGCUUUCAUGGAAACUUUUCUGGUUUCUGCAUAUUCUGUCUUGAAUGAACAUUAAAACUGUUACUGAACAGUCCUCUUGGUUACACCUCCAUCCUGCAUAUUACUUUGAGAUGAACAAUUCAAACCCAAAAAAUUUAUUUUUGCUGAAACCUAGAAGUUCUUUAAGAAAUGGGAAAUUCAUCUAGUUUGAGUAGUGAGGAACAAAUUACUCCUCUGUGGUAGAGUUUAAUGAUUUUGCUGUGCAGGUUAAAUUAAUGAAUUGUCCGUGAUACAAAACCUGGGACAGCAAGCUAGAAGUGUCACAAUACAGAGAACACCAGCUCAAAUAAAUGUCAGCUGUACAGACUUGAAAAGCAGAAAGAUUAACUUUGUCAACAACAAUCUAGUGACCACUUGGCUGAUAGAUGAGAUGAUGAUGAUGAUGUGCAAUAUGCAGAAGACACGCAGGUUUUAUGUGAUUAAUUGCUUACUACAGAUGGAUGAGAUAUGUCAGGACAUGACUGACUAAGGUUCCUGAGCCUAGACCAAUCACAAAAUGGUACCUGGUCUGGCAUGUGUCAGCCAUGAAAGGUUGUUAGACAACCAAGAGAUGAGAAAUGUUCAGGUAUAGCUUUGCAAGUGAUGGGGCUGAUGCCUGAACUCAGCGUAUAACUUUAGUAAUGAUUAGUGCUUAAGUCUGUGCCUGAUGCUUGGUAUGAAAUAACAAAAAAAAGAUAAAUGCAGUAAUAAUAACCAAAGAUCUCUUGAUGCUGAAUUAUGUGGACACAACUGGACAUUCCUUGAUCACUGACUGAUCCUGGGUUUUGCUCUGUUUCUAGAAAUCUACCCCAAAGUGCUGAGCUGAGCUUUGGGAUCUGAGAGUGUAAAGAAGUCUGGUCCAAGAAAGAGGCAGGAUGAGAAACAAAUUCUGGAGAGGGCAUCAACUGAGUAGCUGCUCUCAGACCCCACUAAGGCUGGAUUACCUGCAAGUGUCACAGGAGUGGAGGGAGGCCAACUCAAAAAAUGAAUUGGUGCUGUCAAUCCUAUGUUACAAGUAAUCCCCUUUUUUUUAUAUUCCCCGCCUAGAAAUACUAAAAUGAAGGCUUUUCUACAGAAAUUCCUGUAGAAAUUUGGGCUUUGACCAGUACAGUUUCUAAGACAAGCCUUUGUCUUCCCCAUGAGUAAACCUGUUCUCAAAUUAGUGUGAGAAUCUUCACAUAUACACAAACAAGCACUAGCUGAUGCAGAAAUAACAUGGCUUUUUUACUCAUUGCAUAUACAAUAGCUGUGUAACCCACUUUUUGAAAGGAAAUUUCUGUCAGUAGUGACUGAUCUGUCUCUUUAGAACAGCUGUAUGUGACAGUUUGAGAGUGAGAGUUAUGCUCUGAAGAAAAGCCUCUAAGAGUCAGAAGGUGCUUGAUGUUACAGUAGACUGCUUGAGAACUCCUCUGAGGGGUAUGUUGCUCCUGAGCCACAUUUAAAGGAUAAAUAGAGGCAGGUUCCACCACAAUUGACACAAAAAAGGUCUACUCUGACCUUUUGCUCUUGGAUCAUGCUUGGGAGCCUUCAGCGUUCAGCCAGUCCAGUAUGACUGUGGUGAUCCACGACAUUGUGGUCUGCCAGAUGCUCCUUGUUCCCUGUCCCUCUGCAGAGCAUCAUUCUUGUAUCAUAUGCUAAAGAAGGGAACUUAUGCUCAUACCUUCUUCAUCAAUUUAAGGUAAUGUAUCAGACUGGCUAAAGCAGUACAUAACACCCCAGAGCAUCACCCAAAAAUACCUUGUUCAAAUUUGGUUAAUUAAUUUUAAGUGCAUGUACACUGAGAAAUACUGGGUGCUUGCUGAUGGAAAGGAAGUAGUCAAGAAAACUUACUUUUAGAGAGCUCAUAAGAUGCAUAAUCUAAAGCUACUUUUUGGGUUUUGAUUAAUUGUUACAGCCAUGGCUUGAGCUGCCUAAACUAAGCCAAUACUGGUCUAGUAGCCACAAAGCUAUGUCAGCUCAAUGUUGAAUCUGUGUUAAUAUAAUUUGCAUUUUGGACCACAGCCUGUUCAAGCAUCACCCACCUGGUGGUAUGACUUCAACAUGUGACUCUUAUAAAAAAGGGUUAAAAAUUAACUUACCUUCUUUGCAAACCAUGCGAUAUCCAGUAAUGAUUGGCUUUUCCCAAGAUGACAUUGUGUGAAAAUCAGAUGAUUGUAAUACAUAGAAUGACAUUAAUUACCUUCCUGAUCUACUUCCUCCUUGCUAAUUAUUGCUUUUGUUGUGCACCACCCUAGAAAAAAGCCUGAAAUGCUUUCCUGUUUGUUUUCUAGAAUGUUAACAGUCCUCAAUUCUUUGUAUCAUUAAGUCCAAGCACACAGAAAUGUCCUUAAUAGUUAUCAUGAAAACACAGAAUGGUUUGGGUUGAAACGACCUUAAACAUCAUUGAGUUCCAAGCCCAAUGGAAAGGGACAUCUUCCAUGAAACCAGGUUGCUCAAAGCCCUAUACAGUGUGGCCUUCAACACUUCCAGGGAUGGGGCACCCACAACGUCUCUGGGCAACCUGUUUCAGUGCCUCACACAAAGACUUUCUUCCUUGUAUCAAAUCCAAACCUACCCUCUGUCAGUUUGAAGCCAUUCCCCCUUGUCCUAUCACUACAUGCCCUUGUACAAAGUUCCUCCACAACUCUCUUGUUUGGCCCCUCUAGGUAGUGGAAUGUGCUAUGAGGUAUCCUCAGAGUAUUUCCUUUUCCUAAUUCUAGCUUGUCUUCAUAGCAGAGGUGCUCCAGCCUUCUGAUCACCUUGGUGACCCUCCUCUGGACUUGCUCCAGCAUUUGUACAUCCUUCUUUCUUUGGGAGCCCAGAUCCUAUGAGACUGUAGUGGAGGGGCAGAAUCCCCUCCCUCGGCCUGCUGGCCACAGCUGCCUUUGCUGCAGCCCAGACACAGUUGCCUUUCUGGUCUGUGAGUGCACAUGGCUGGGUGAUAUUGAACUUCUUGUCAACCAACGCCCCAAGUCCUUCUCAGGGCUGCUCUCAAUCCAUUCAUCCCCCUGCCUGUAUCUGUGCUUGGGAUUGCCCUGACCCAUGAGCAAGACCCUAACUUGCCUCAAACUUUGAAUUACUUGCUUUAGGUGAUAGAUCUGUGUUUAAGAUGGGAUGUGAACAAGCUCUAUAGAAUCCAAUCCAAUGACCUUUUUGCUAGGACACCUUUCCUACAGUGAAAUUAAAAACUUCAUUUUAGAGAACAGAAGGAAAAUACUUGUUUCCCUCCCUCAUAAACACCUCUGGCCUUAGACACUUUAUGUGAAGGCCAGAGAGAUGCAGAGUGCAAUGUUACUUCAAUGCUCAUCUUCAUUCUUUAAAAAGGCAAGGUAAAGGAAAAGAUUGUUCACUUCUGAAUAGAGUGAAAACUGACAGCCUCAUGUCUUACAAGUUUGAGGACUUUUGAAGAUGUGUAGAUGUGGUGCUUAGGGGUGUGGUUUAGUGAUGGAAUUGUGUUAACAGUGCUGUAUUAAUGGCUGGACUCGAUGAUCUUAGAGGUGUUUUCCAACCUAAAUGAUUCUGUGAUUACUUCCAGGUAUUCGAGAUGUUAGAAAGAAAAAACUAUGGAAAUCAAUCAUUAAAUUGGGUGUGUCCCUUUAAAAGCUGGGAAGGACAACUGUAGAGAAUUUGUCUGAGAUGAUGCUGCAGAUACAUCUUUAAGUGGUCAGCUAGUGGUAGGUAUCCAACCUACGUCAGCAGUGAUGGGCAGCUUCCCUAUAAAGCAGUUACAAAGUCUGAGAAUACCUGGUGUUACCUGUAAUUACAUCUGAGACAAAAGGAACAACAUGAGAAAUUCAUCUGCCUGUCGAUGUUAUGAAACAAGUUGAAACUCACAGUGGAGACAAUAAUUAAUUGUUUAUUUCCUUUCACAGAGUUGUCCUGAGUCUGACUAACCACUCUUUGUGCAGAUCUUUGGAUGAAAGAAAUCAUUGGAGUUAUAAGCUCUUAAUAUAUAUUACUUAGUGUUCUUUAAAACAGUCAUCACAAUAGGUAGGAAUUAACAUUCCAAACCCCAUGGGGUGGAUACCUUUUCCUACAUAUAUAUAUAAAGUCAUCAAGUGACCUGCCUCAGAGGAAGGACAACUGAAUACAGGUCUCCCAGGACAGCUGAGGAGAGCCGUCACCAUGAUCCCCGCACUGCUGUUGCUGGGCCUUUCCGCCCUUGUUGCUCCAUCCGUGAGUUACAGUUGCUAUGGAGAUAUAAGUGCUCUUCAAGCCCCCACGAUGUCCUGUACACCUGCAAGAGCCUCUGACUGUGCAGGGUAUGCCAUGAUACGAAGGACUGCUGAGGCAGACCUCCCACGCCUGAGAAGAUACGAGAUCCCAAUCAAGAGAGUAGCCAGAAACCUGUGCUUGGACCCAGCGCUCAUCGGCGCCAUCAUAUCCCAGGAGAGCCGUGUGGGCCUGCUCCUGGACAACGGCUGGGACCGCGGGCAGCAGAAGUACGGCCUGAUGCAGAUCAGCAGGCAGCAACUGGAACCUUCUGUGACGUGGGAUAGUGAAGAACACAUAAAUCAGUGCUCAAAUAUCCUGGUUCUUUCCAUUAAUGAAGUACGGGCAAGACAUCCUACCUGGACCUGGGACCGGCAGCUGAGAGGGGGAAUCUGCACCUACCAUGCAAAAAUGGGCAAUGUCCAGGUCUACGAGGCGGACCCAUGCAGCAGAGACUACAACUACGUCAACAGCGUGAUUAGGCGAGCCCAGUUCUUUAAGAGAAAUGGGUUCUAGGUCUUAAACCCACCCCACCAUGGAGCCUCCCCUCUGCAGACUGGCCCAGCAGUGAUGUAGUACCCACCACAGCCCAGUGCUGUAGUACCCAGAGCAGUUCCUCAGGUCUCCUGGCAGGACCGAUGCUGGUGGCGUUGCCAAUGCCACCUUGCUCGCUCCAGCAAAUCCCAGCCCCCCGCUCGCUGAUGGGCAAGCUCAGCACUGACUUCCAAGAGAUCCCCAGGGAUGAGAUCCCACAAGCUCGAGCCUUUGACAGGCAGAUGGGGACAGACCAGCAAUGCCUAAAUUUUGAGUGAGGAAGGUGACGCUUCCUGUUCAAAGCUGCACCCCGGGGCUGUUUGUGCAUCUCCCAGACAUGGACACAAACAGCUCUCCCUGGGCAUCAGCUGUGCUCUUCCCAUCUGCAUCCAUCUUCUUUCCUCUCCAUGGCCAAUGCAGGGGAUGAAUGCCCUGUUUUCCUUGCCUUGGUUCUGCUGGCUAAGGAGCAAUGAAGAGACUUCUCAGUGAGCCUUUGGUCUCUGCAGUAGCUGAGUGUUCUGUAGCCAGCCUUCAGGGGAACAACACUAAACUUGCUUUGGUUGGUCUCCUGAAUCCAUGGCCAUGGUGCAACUGGGGACCUCAUCAGGGCAUCUAUAUGGAAAAUACUGCAAGUGCCACAGCAGGCAAAAUGCCUUUCCAUCAGAGAGCAGCCCUUGGAGCAGGAGUCAGCCCCACACGUACCCACGCCGGGAGCUGUAUCACAGCAAUAGUUUUGGUAAAAAAACCCACAACUUUUCCUGCUUUAGCUUUGGCACAUUUAUGCUGAGUUUCCUCCAAAUUCAAAAGCAUUUCAGCAUCAGUCUCUCUGCCAGGAAUCCCAGUUUCUGAUAGAAGUAAAUGAGCUCUGGUCUGUUUGAAAGGGAUGGGUCUCUUGGUGCCAAUUUAUUAAUUAGAGAACAAUAAUGAAAAUAACAUAGAAAUAAAGAAAAAGUUAAA